CGUGCCCCGUGUUUGGUUUCUCUUUCAAUUUCCCUGCCUUCCCCUUGGCUCGCGUGUAUCCUUCCUUCCUGUCCUCGGGGGGCGGGGCUACGAGUCGCACGACACGAGCGGGAACACCCAGCCCUCCCAGCUCCUCGGGUCUCCCCGACUCCCCCCUCUCGUGCUCCGCCGGGCCUCUCUACUUUGCCUGCGCGUUCGUCGCCCGCCGCCUCCGUUUCAAUUCACCCACGCCCACCUUCCGCCGGGCGGACGCCACGCCCGCUCCCCUCCAGAUCUCCGGCCGCCGGCGCGCGGGCCGGCUCUGUUGGACUCGGUCGUCGCGCUUGGGGCGAGCGUAGGUGUCCGCGGUGAUGCGGUGGGGCGGCGCGCUGCUCCUGGUGGCCGUCCUCGCCGUGGCCGCCGUAGCAAAGGAAAAUACUGAUACACUACCAGUCGAAACAAAUGGUGAUGGCUCUACUGCACAGUCUGGUGUUAAGAAUUCAGAACACCAUGAUGAGACAAAUCCUAACGAAGAGCAUGUGACCGACGAGAAUGGAGGAGUCAAGAAUGAUACAAGUGAGAACAAUAAGAAGGAUAAUUCAACAGAAGAAAUCAGCAUCAGAAGAGAUGACUCAGUACAGCAGCCAAAGGACAAAGAUAGCAGCACAAUAAAAUCUUCACAAGCAAAAGAUUUCCUGCAAGAUCCUCUUAUCAUGGAGUGUGAUCCAUCACAUAGAUGUAUCAUUGAAAAUAAGAAAUUCAUUGCCUGCUUAAAAGUUCCUGGAGAAGAUUCACUAUCUCUAUCACUUCUGAUGGACAACAAAGGCACGGACCCACUUGAUGUUAGUAUCACAGCUCCAGAUUAUGUGACUUUAGCUGAAGAUACUGUCCAUGUCGAAGCAAAUGAUCAUCAUGGGACACAGGUGAGCGUCUCCAUCAGUGACGCUGCAAACAACACGGCAAUAGUCCUCAAAGUUGCAGGAGAAUCCUGUGCUGUUAACAUUCACAGUGCAAUCGCAAGGGAAGCUGGCAGAGUCAUAAGAGUUCCACUUACCUCAACAUACACGCUGGUGCCUGUCUUUCUUCUCCUUGCUUUGGUGGGAGUGUGCGUCAAGCUUCGGAGGAUGCGCAAGCAAGAUGGUGUCCUUCCAUACCAGAAGCUCGACAUAGCAGAGCUACCGGUUUCCAUUGGAGGCAAGAAAGAGCCCAAUCAAUCCAAUAAGUGGGACGACAACUGGGGAGAUGACUGGGAUGAUGAGGAAGCACCGAUGACAACAUCCAAACCUAUCCCAAACCCAUCAUCCAAAGGUCUCGCUCCAAGGAGAUCUACAAAAGAUGGCUGGAAAGAUUAGUUAACAAAAAGAUGAGCAUUGUGGAAAUAGUUCCAAUGCCUAUAGGCUAUACUGUAUUUUUGUCUUCCUUUGAAGGACCUUGUUUUGUUUUCCUUCUGAUUAGAUAUAUGGAGGGUACUAUAUCAGAGAGACGGAGACUGCAUUACAUCGAUGCCACGCAGAAAAUUUUGUAAAAGUUCUUGUGCCGAUUAAGUUACUGGUGAAUAUAGUUUUUCUCAGGUGCACUUCUA
Messenger RNA from Panicum virgatum (switchgrass), 1561 nucleotides. RefSeq lists its product as uncharacterized. The record is from RefSeq and is a predicted model, not a curated record. NCBI's taxonomy places the organism in Eukaryota, Viridiplantae, Streptophyta, Magnoliopsida, Poales, Poaceae. The transcript is spliced from 4 exons. Bases 351 to 1331 code for a protein of 326 amino acids.